UUUUUUUUUUAAUGAAACCAAAGGCCCAAAGUCAAUCAUUGUCUAUUCCUCAUGAAAAGGGUUGGGCAGCUAGGGUGAAAUGUACAUGCAAUGCCCACCCCAACAGACACACUAUUCCUGGGUGAGAUGCUGUCCUGCCAGAUGUAUGACUGGCAGCCACUGAUCUAUUGCUUCUGACUGCUAGUGGGUGUCUGCCUUUUCCUUCUACCAUACUUAAGGAUCCCACAGAGGCUUCUGGUAAAUAUAGUAUUUGCUGGAGUCUUUCUGGGAACAUGAGUGACCUAAAAUUGCUUUCCAAUAAGUGGGACCCCAGAAGCACUUCCAGGACUGAAGUUAUGAUGGCUUCUAACUCCUCAGUCAUGCAAGCUUGGAGUCGGGAGAGGAGCAAUGGCAAGGGUUCAACUGAUGAGAAAGAAGAGGAGAAUGCAUUUGGCCAUAUGGACUUUUGAUAUUUUAAUCCUGACUUCAGAAGCAGCAAGAAUAAACUAUGGAAAUGGAGCAAAGUAUAUUUCCAGAUGUAGAUACCCCAUUCAACACAGAGUGGAUCUCUCCAAUAAAAACUUAACUAGAGUGCCAUCAAGCCUGCCUCCGGACAUUCAGUAUCUGGAUCUGUCGCACAACAACAUAAGUAUGAUUGAGAAUGGCGAUAUGAUAGGUCUUCCAAAGCUUUGUGUACUGAAGCUGUCUCACAAUGGUCUCAUGAGAAUCUCCUCUUCGACAUUUUUAAACAAUACUGAGCUACAAGUCCUUGAUCUUUCAUACAAUGCCUUAGAUAUCAUCCCCAACUUGGGGUCACCCACAUUUAUAAGUCUUGAUUUAUCUGGAAAUUUGUAUGAAAAUUAUACUCUUGGAAGCUCUUUCAAAAAGAUGACCAGUCUUCAGUUUCUUGCUCUCGGAAGCCAUAAGGCUAGAUUCAUUAAGACUUCUGAUUUUUUGCCUUUAGGUCAUGGAAAUCUAAAGCACUUAUACUUAGGAGAUGGCAUAGACCUUGUGCAAUAUGAAAAUGGUUCAAUUGCACAACUGGUAAAUUUGAAGGAGAUUACACUUGUGAUGUCAUUUUGUGAGAAAUUUCACUUUUUUGGAGCUAUCCUAAGAGACCUAGAUGAAACUGGAUGCCAGCAGAUUAACCUAGUCAAGUUUAUUCCCAAGCAGUGCAAUGUCUCAGUGGACCCCUUUGUGGAGCUUAAAAACAAACGGACUUCAGUAAAUUUGUUAUUCGCGGACACUUGGUUUAGUAGUUCAGUGAUGACAAAACUGAUUUGGAAUGUGGCUCAGUCACCACUCCAAAUGCUUAAUUUGUCCAAUAUCACAUUCUCCCAGGACAGUUCUGAUGGAGUUCAGUUUCAUGGUGUCCCAGGCUUCAACCAAACAAGCCUCAGAAUGGUUAUUAUAGAAAAUGUUCUACAUUACCAGUACAACUACCCGAAUUUUAAUAUCAGUGUUUCCUUCUUUUAUAACAUUGUAUACAUGAAGUUUUCAGGAACAGGAAUGAACAUCUUUCCUUGUGAUCUAAUAUCCUCCCUUCCUGCCCUUGAGGUUCUGGAUUUAUCAAAUAACCUCUUAAAUGAAGAUGGAUUCUGGUGGUCAUUGUGCACGUUCACUCAUGUCUUCCCUUCAUUAAAGCAGCUGUAUUUGAAUAAUAAUAGGUUCAUUAACCUGGCCAGUAUCUCUAAAAAUGCUCAUGUUAUCAAAGGCUUGCAAGUGCUGGAUCUAGCAUCUAACUCUUUAGCACUUCAAGGUAAAUGCUCCUGGCCUUCUCACCUGACCAACCUUAGUCUGAGCAACAACAAUCUGGGCAAUUCAGUCUUCAGCUGCUUGUCUCCAUAUCUGAAAAGUCUUAAUCUUUCAAAGAUGGGUAUCACUUACAUAACUUAUGAGGUGCUGGCCCAGCUGCCCAACAUAACACACCUCUACCUGAGUUCAAAUAAUAUUAAUUCUCUGCCUGGUGAUCUCCGUGCCCCCUACUUGCAGGUCUUGCAUGUGGACCAGAACAUUAUAAGUGUGAUCAGUAUGUAUGUUCUGCAAGGCAUCCCAAACCUUGAGCAAUUCAAUGCAGGGAACAACCCUUUCAGCUGCAAAUGCGAAUCCUUCUGGUUUGUCAAAUACUUUAAUAAGACUCUGCUCCUUGAUUGGCCGCAGAGCUAUAAGUGUGGCUUCCCAACAGAAAUGGCUGGGAAACUGCUUGAAGAGUACAGACCAAGUGAAGUGACCUGCGAAAUCUGGAUUCAAGUCCUGAUAGCAGUUCCUCUCACCUGUAUUUUUGCUGUAGCAAUUGGAAUUUCAUUUCAUAUGCUUGACGGCAUUUGGUACCUUAAGAUGCUCUGGGUAUGGAUGGCAGUUAAGAGAAGGAGUGGGGAGACAGAGAAAAAGCUGGGUAGUGCAUCUUUCCUCUAUCAUGCUUUCAUUUCCUACAGUCACCAUGAUCUUCCAUGGGUAGAAAGCUAUCUUGUACCCAAUCUGGAAGAGGCAGGCUUCAAACUCUGCAUCCAUCAGCGAGAUUUUGUGCCAGGUGAUUGGAUCAUAGAUAACAUCAUCAACUGUGUUGAAAACAGUUACAAGACACUGUUCAUUCUGUCCAAGAACUUUGUCCAGAGUGAGUGGUGCAAUUAUGAGCUCUUCUUUGCCCAGCACCGUGCUCUCAGCAUUCAACAGGAUUCACUGGUCUUCAUACUCUUGGAGCCAAUCCCAGCAAACUCCUUGCCCAGGAAGUUCUUGAAGCUACGGAGUCUUCUCCAAAAACAGACAUACCUUGAGUGGCCUGGGGAAGGAAUGAAACAGCAGCUCUUCUGGGCCAGUCUCAAAAGAAUGCUUCAGGCAGGCAGCAGCUACAUGUUUCUGAAGAACACUGCUCUUCAAAUGGCAGACUCCGCUCUUGAAAUGGCAGACUCUUGUUCUUUAAUUACUGUCAAAUAAUUAAGGUGGCAACUCUUGAAAUGAAUACAAAAAAGAGACAUAUUGGUAAAUGAUGAAGUACAAUGCUAAGAUUUCAUGAGGAUUACUUUAUGGUUAAGAGAUUUAUUGUAAUGCAAAUUCCACAUUCCAACACAUUCCAUAUCAAAAACAUAUGUGGUAAUAAAAUACAUUAUUGCAAAUGUUUGUGAAACGCCAUCUGUUGGAAUGACAAAUGCAAUGCAUAUGUCUC
Messenger RNA from Polypterus senegalus (gray bichir), 3142 nucleotides. Its product is annotated as toll-like receptor 1. Gene Ontology annotation, molecular function: protein binding; transmembrane signaling receptor activity. Gene Ontology annotation, cellular component: membrane. Gene Ontology annotation, biological process: inflammatory response; toll-like receptor signaling pathway; immune response. The record is from RefSeq and is a predicted model, not a curated record. NCBI's taxonomy places the organism in Eukaryota, Metazoa, Chordata, Cladistia, Polypteriformes, Polypteridae. Bases 388 to 2913 code for a protein of 841 amino acids. The transcript is spliced from 2 exons.